AUGUACUGACGUCACAUGUACAUUUCAUCGCUUAUCACCCACGCAAGCAGCGGUGGCCUUAUCACGAGUUUCACUCAUGCUAUAAAAGGAGUGUGCGUCAAUAAACCUACGUUCAUUUCACCACUGGGCGUCCGACUGAUUUACUACAUUGGCGACGAGGCGGACCGGCCCGGCGAGGCCGCCGUUAAAGAAGGCGGGAUGGCUGUCGGCAAGAUCGGCGAGUAUCGUCUUGGCACGGGCGCGUCUUGGGAUGAGUACGUCGAGCGGUUGGAAAUGUUUUGCGACGCGAACAAGAUAACAACGGACGAGCAGAAAAGAGCAGUUCUGCUGAGUUGUUGCGGCGAAGCAGCGUACGGGCUCAUCGUAACCCUGGUGAAGCCAGUAAGACCGACCAUGGCAAGCUACGACGAAAUCAAGACGGUCGUUCGCAAGCACCUGCAUCCGAGGCCUUCCGAGCUGCACGCAAGGUUUUUGUUCUACAGGAGAAACCAGGCGGCUGAUGAAUCGGUGGCAGACUACGUCACAGCUCUGCGGAAGCUAACGGAAGACUGCGGUUUUGGUGACAAGCAACUACCGCUGGACGUCAUGAUGCGAGAUCGUUUCGUGUGCGGCAUCAAGAACGAAGCAGUCCAGCAGAGACUUCUCGCCGAGCCCAACCUUACGUUCCAGGUCGCGUACGACAUGGCCGUGACAGCUGAGGCUACAGCAAAACAGCAGCGAGACAUACGCAACCAGGGACGAGACGAGACAAAAGACAGCCAGGGCCUAAUUCAAGCAACUCGCACGAAGCAAGACACCGCAGCGGAAGAGUCCAGUUGCUAUCGCUGCAACGGUAAGCACGCUCCGCAUUUAUGCAGUUUUAGAAAGGCGGCAUGUUUCAAGUGCAAGAAAAUCGGACACAUUGCGAAAGCCUGUCGUUCGAAAGACGAAGUUAGAAAGUUUCAAAGAAAAACUUCACACGAGCAGAAGAAAAAAGAGUAAAAGCAAGGGCGCCUACGAAAUGACCGAAUUAUUUUCCCUCUGCGAGGUGAAUGAGCAAGAAGAAAAAUUCAUGGUUGAAGUACAGAUUGAAGGGCAGAAUGUACCCAUGGAAAUUGAUUCUGGAGCAUCGUGCUCAAUUGUGAGUGA
Messenger RNA from Dermacentor silvarum, 1128 nucleotides. RefSeq lists its product as uncharacterized. NCBI's taxonomy places the organism in Eukaryota, Metazoa, Arthropoda, Arachnida, Ixodida, Ixodidae. The transcript has a single exon. The coding region runs from base 16 to 981 and encodes 321 amino acids. The record is from RefSeq and is a predicted model, not a curated record. Gene Ontology annotation, molecular function: zinc ion binding; nucleic acid binding.